Acomys russatus (golden spiny mouse) is the source of this 2981-nucleotide messenger RNA. RefSeq names its product Scm polycomb group protein like 2 (gene Scml2). The transcript is spliced from 14 exons. Gene Ontology annotation, cellular component: nucleus. Bases 525 to 2522 code for a protein of 665 amino acids. Lineage: Eukaryota; Metazoa; Chordata; Mammalia; Rodentia; Muridae. Gene Ontology annotation, molecular function: protein binding. The record is from RefSeq and is a predicted model, not a curated record. Gene Ontology annotation, biological process: regulation of DNA-templated transcription.
GGCUUCUCAAAAAUGGCGGCGGCAGUGUAAAGUCUGGUGCCUGCUCCGGGGAACUAGCAUGACAGAAGUUUUGUUGCUCGGGUGGAUGAGACCCGAGGUGCGUGGUGGCCCUAGUCCCCCAUGGGUAGUGGAGACAGAGUCCUGGAGUCAGAGUCCUGAUGGCUGUCUGCAGGGCAGGCGGCCAGGAGCCUUAGGGGCAAGUCCUGCACUGGGAACGCCCCCUUACUGCCGCGCCAGCGUCCCGCCUCGGUUUGUCCUGACACCCCUGUCUCACACUCCUGGACGCUUUACCCCAGAUGCCACGGCUGCUGUGUCUCACUUAGUGUUCUCUGUGGGCCAUCUGUGCUGCUAGAGUGCACUGCCGCCCUUCACACUACCCUGGAGCUCCUUCACUGACCCAUCUUGCUGCAGGCAUUCAGGCCCCCGGCCCAGCUCCCUCCCGGCGGGGGGGGCCCCCUUUCCAGGAGCACCGACAGACACAGCACUCUGCAAUUCUCUCCAGGGAAAAUAAAACAGAAGACAGCAUGGGACAAACAGUAAAUGAAGAUUAUUUUGAUUGGGACAAGUAUUUGAAAGAGACUGGAUCUGUAAGUGCCCCUUCAGAAUACUUUAGACAGUCUAAGAUUCCACCAAGUAAUGAAUUCCAAGUCGGUAUGAAAUUGGAAGCCCGUGACCCUCGCAAUACUGCUUCAGUGUGUGUUGCUUCUGUUAUUGGAACUACUGGAGCCAGAUUACGUUUACGAUUGGAUGGUAGUGACAAUAAGAAUGAUUUUUGGAGACUUGUUGAUUCAUCAGACAUACAGCCUGUUGGGACAUGUGAACAAGAAGGAGAGUUACUUCAGCCUCCAUUAGGAUACAGAAUGAAUGUUUCAUCAUGGCCCAUGUUCUUACUACGGACACUAACUGGAUCUGAACUGGCCCCCUCAGUGUUCUUUAAGAAGGAACCACUACCGCCCCCCUUAAAUAAUUUUAAAGUUGGGAUGAAAAUUGAAGCUGUCGAUAGAAAAAAUCCCUUUAUGAUCUGUCCUGCCACAAUUGGAGCUGUCAAGGGAGAUCAAAUUCAUGUUACUUUUGAUGGGUGGAGUGGAACAUUUGAUUAUUGGUGUAAAUAUGACUCUCGGGACAUCUUCCCAGUUGGAUGGUGUUACCUCACAGGAGAUGUGUUGCAGCCACCAGGAAAGAAUGGUAAGCUAAUACCUAAUUACGUGAAAACAAAGUCUUCCACCUCCAAAGGAGCUCAAUCUUCAAAGAAGUCUCCAAGGAAAACAACUAUCCUACUGCCAGUACCACAGACCAGCAAGAAAUCAGGACAAACUAAGCCAACUGAAGAUUCCUCAGCCACUAAGAAAGACAUCACUAUUAAAAUUGUCCUACCAAAGAAAAGAGGUGGAAAGUCAGGAAAAAAGGAGAAAUGUAUUCCAGUUGUUUGUUCUACAUCUUCAGCUUCUCUAAGUUCACUGAUGAGAAGUUCUUCAUCUAAUAGGUCUUCCGUGGGGCCAUCUAAAAUAGUGAUGUCUACAGUCUGUGUUUAUAUAAAUAAACACGGAGACUGUGGCCCCUACCUGGAUCCACAGAGAGUCCAGCAGCUACCAGACCACUAUGGGCCAGGCCCUGUGAAUGUGAUUCUUCAGCGCACUGUGCAGGCCUGCAUCGAUUGUGCCAUUGAGGCCAAGGCUGUGUUUUUAUUUCUGAAACCAGACAAUCGUGGAGGAGAAACGAUAACUGCCUUCUUUGAUGGAAAAAAACAUACCGUUCAGCUCCCACCAGUGAACAGUGCAUCAUUUGUGCUUCGCUUUCUUGAAAACUUCUGCCACAGCCUUCAGUGUGAGAAGUUUUUGAGUAGCCAGCCUUUCAAACCUAAGGCUCAUAUUCAUACCACUACUACAGAUAUUGAUCCAAACAAACCAGUAAGUGAGGAACUGAAGGAAAAUAGAAGUCUCAAACGAUUUUCUACGCAACCUCUCCCUUUUGCUCCUGUCUCAUCUAAGCUUCCCAGAAUGGCUGGACGACCCUCUAAAGUAUUGUCUCCUGAGGUACAUGCCAUGUCAGAAAUGAAAAGUUUUACUGAAACUUCUGAGAAUUCAUCAGUAUGCGACUCUAUGUGUCCUGCAUGUACUUCAGUCUUCAAGAGUGUUUCUGAGAUUGUGUCAAAUACCUCAAGUACAUCUGUAGUUGUGAAAAAGCCAUCUACCUCUAAGACUUAUAAGCAUGUUAAAUUUCAAUGGAAGAAGAAAAGUGAAGCUUCAAGUUAUAUAGCUGUACCUGAUCCCAGUGUCUUGAAACAAGGCUUCUGUAAGGACCCUUCAACCUGGUCUGUGGAUGAAGUGAUACAGUUUAUGAAACAUAGAGAUCCUCACAUAUCAGGCCCCCUCGCCGACCUCUUCAGGCAACAUGAAAUUGAUGGAAAAGCCCUGCUUCUACUGAAGAGUGAGAUGAUGAUGAAGUACAUGGGGCUGAAACUAGGACCAGCAUUAAAACUAUGUUACUACAUUGAAAAACUUAAAGAAGCUAAUUAUAAUUGAAUGCAAAUUUAGUUUAGAGAUAAGUCUCAGGUAUUCUGAAAACCUUUUACUUUAAAAGUAGUUUUCCUAUCAGUUUCUAUUUUAUAGGUUUUUAUAAAUUUUUUUAUCAAAAUUGUACAGUUAUAUUGACGGUAUAUUCUUACUCUUUAAAUACAAUUCAAUAUGUUUGUGUUAGCAUUCUUCCAACUGAGUAUUCAUUAUUUAUGUGUUUAAUUAUUUUUUACGAGUGUUUUUCAUGUAGCCAUCAGAGGAAAACUGUUUAUUUUGAUUUCUCUUUAUAUCUAGAACCAAACAAUUAAACCCCAAUGGGGACAAUACCAACAACUUAACCUCUAUUACACAAACAUGCAAACUUUUCCUCAAAAAAGAAUUUAAAGAUGCACUUACAGUCUCUUCUUCUUCUCAAUUAUUUUGUAUGUCUGAUUUUACAGUGUUUUGUUCAUGAUCUACUGCUACUAC